AUGUGGAAACUCCUUGUCAGCGGCUUUGUCGCCGUCGCGUCGCUCAGCGGCGUGAACGCUGCUUAUCCUAACCCUGGUCCCGUCACCGGCGAUACUCGUGUUCACGAUCCUACCGUCGUCAAGACUCCCAGCGGUGGAUACUUGUUGGCUCAUACUGGAGAUAACGUUUCGCUCAAGACAUCUUCUGAUCGAACGGCUUGGAAAGAUGCAGGUGCUGUUUUCCCCAACGGUGCGCCUUGGACUACCCAGUACACCAAGGGCGACAAGAACCUCUGGGCCCCUGAUAUUUCAUACCAUAACGGCCAGUACUAUCUGUACUACUCCGCCUCUUCCUUCGGUCAGCGCACUUCUGCCAUUUUCCUCGCUACCAGCAAGACCGGCGCCUCCGGCUCAUGGACCAACCAAGGUGUCGUCAUCGAGUCCAACAACAACAACGACUACAACGCCAUCGAUGGCAAUCUCUUCGUCGACUCUGACGGAAAAUGGUGGCUCUCCUUCGGUUCCUUCUGGUCCGGUAUCAAGCUCAUCCAACUCGACCCCAAGACCGGCAAGCGCACCGGAUCAAGCUUGUACUCCCUCGCCAAGCGCGACGCCUCUGUCGAAGGCGCCGUCGAGGCUCCCUUCAUCACCAAGCGCGGAAGCACUUACUACCUCUGGGUGUCGUUCGACAAGUGCUGCCAGGGUGCUGCUAGCACAUACCGUGUCAUGGUUGGACGGUCGAGCAGCAUUACUGGUCCUUAUGUUGACAAGGCUGGCAAGCAGAUGAUGUCUGGUGGAGGAACGGAGAUUAUGGCUAGUCAUGGAUCUAUCCAUGGACCGGGACAUAAUGCUGUCUUCACUGAUAAUGAUGCUGAUGUUCUUGUUUAUCAUUACUACAAUAACGCUGGCACGGCGCUUUUGGGUAUCAACUUGCUCAGAUAUGACAAUGGCUGGCCUGUUGCUUACUAG
Messenger RNA from Fusarium fujikuroi IMI 58289, 948 nucleotides. RefSeq names its product related to arabinan endo-1,5-alpha-L-arabinosidase A precursor. Gene Ontology annotation, molecular function: arabinan endo-1,5-alpha-L-arabinosidase activity. Gene Ontology annotation, biological process: carbohydrate metabolic process. The record is from RefSeq and is a predicted model, not a curated record. NCBI's taxonomy places the organism in Eukaryota, Fungi, Ascomycota, Sordariomycetes, Hypocreales, Nectriaceae. The transcript has a single exon. Bases 1 to 948 code for a protein of 315 amino acids.